UCUCUCUCCUCUCUCCCCGUUUCGUUGUCUUUGAUGUCGCCCUCUGUCUCUUCCGAGACUCGUUUCCCGUUACGUUUCCUAGGCUGACUUGCCGUUACGGUGGUGCCCUAGCUCGUCUUUGGUAGUCAGAUUCCGUUACAUUCGUCCGUCAGCUUAAUCGGAGUUUCAAAUGCUCGGAUCCGUCGGCUGGCAUUAUGUUUCUGGAACUGGCUCAUUUUUCAGAGAGAAAAUUACCCCAACCAUUCAGAUCAAAUGACCUUCGGGUUGCAGAGAUCAUAAUACGAGAAAUAUGCAGACCUCUUAUCUGUAAUCGACGUAUUUCAUCUAGAUUCAAGAUGUCCUUUAUGGGGUGAGAGGUGGAGCGAAAUGGUUUUAUAUCUUAAAGCUUGUAGGAUAUGGAGGAGUCACCAGAAGAUGUGGGGCCAUUGGAGUCAGGGCCUUCUAAUGCUAGUUGGUGGCCCUCAGGUUUUAUGGAAAAACUGCAAACUGUUUCUCUAGUUUCUCAGGAGGAGACUUUGAGAGACUCUGCACGAAACCCUGAGCAAGAAGAAUUGUCAUGCCAGACAGCAUCACAAACUCUGUGGGCCACUGGAUCAUUUUCUGGACGGAUUCCCAAUGGUUUCUACUCUGUCAUUCCAGAAAAAAGACUCAAGGAUCAUUUUGAUAAUAUUCCUUCUCCAGAUGAGUUAUAUUCUUUGGGUUUGGAGGGUCUUAGAGCAGAUAUUAUUCUUGUAGAUGCAGAGAAGGAUAAGAAGCUUUCCAUGCUGAAGCAACUGAUUGUAGCUUUGGUGAAGGGACUGAACUCUAAUCCAGCCUCAAUGAUAAAAAAGAUCGCUGGAUUGGUGUCUGAUUUUUAUAGACGUCCAAAUUCGGAAUUAAGUCCAGCAAAAGCUGCAUUGGAGGAUUUCGCUCAUGCAUCAGAGAAUCGAGGCGUCCAACUCUUGGGGCAAAUAAGGCAGGGUUCAUGCCGGCCUCGGGCAAUCCUAUUUAAAGUUCUUGCAGAUGCUGUAGGUCUGGAUAGUAAGCUUAUGGUGGGUCUCCCUGGUGGAGGGGCAAUUGAAUGUGUGGAUUCCUAUAAGCACAUGUCUGUAGUGGUUGUCUUGAACUCUGUUGAACUACUGGUUGAUCUUAUGCGAUUUCCUGGCCAAUUAAUACCCUCUUCGACAAAGGCAAUCUACAUGUCCCAUGUUUCUGCAGCAGGAGAAAGUGACUCUGCAGAGAAUGACUCCUGUGAUUCUCCUCUUGAACCAAACAGUCCUCUAUGUGGGCAUUCAGACAAAUUAGAUGGUGAAGGUAUGGAGCAAGAUGAGAGCCUUCAAUCCCUGUACCAGCGAAGAGUUGAAGCAUCAUCAAAUGCAUCAGGUCCUUCAUUUCGAAAUGUAAUGUUGCGGCCAACAGCUUCUAAUGAGGGGAAGUUAAGUUGGUCACAUAGUGAACCCAAUAUUGCAAAUGCUUUUUGGCGACGCAGCCGAAGGAAAGCUGUUGCUGAACAACGGACGGCUAGUUCAAGUCCAGAGCAUCCUUUAUUUAGAGCACGUGGACGGUCCAUGCUUAGUGGUGACAGGCAAUCGUUUAGAGAAUAUGCAGAUGGGGUUGCUACAUCAAGGUCGGAUGGUGCGUCAACAUCAGAUUCUCGCAGAAUAAGACGACGAAGCAUUAGUAUUACCCCAGAGAUUGGUGACGAUAUUGUGAGGGCUGUGCGAGCAAUGAAUGAAACACUCAAACAAAACCGCCUUGUGAAGGAACAAGGUGAUGAUCGAUCAGGUUCUUUUUCUACGGACAACAAGAACAAUUACACAGAUCCACAUGAAAAUGCAUCCAAUUUCCAUCUUGAUGGCCGUGAUGAAAUAUCCAAUGCAAGAUCUGCAUACAAUCUUUCCAGGAAGCAAAUAAAUUCGAACCAAAAGGCAGUAUCAUUACCUUCAUCCCCUCAUGAGUUUAGGGGCGAGGAUUCUGGGAAAUGUGGGCCUUCAAACUUUCUAGGAGGUGCUGAUAUGGUCUCAAGAUGGAAUAAAGUGCUCCAAUCCUCAUCGUUCCUAAAUAAGCCUUUGUUACCUUUUGAAGAAUGGCAUAUUGAUUUCUCAGAAUUGACAAUUGGCACUCGUGUUGGGAUCGGGUCUUUCGGAGAAGUUUUCCGUGGGAUAUGGAAUGGGACUGACGUUGCCAUCAAAAAUUUUCUAGAGCAAGAUUUAACAGCUGAAAAUAUGGAAGAUUUCUGCAAUGAAAUCUCUAUUCUAAGCCGCCUUCGACAUCCAAAUGUCAUUUUAUUCCUUGGUGCAUGUACAAAGCCUCCUCACCUAUCAAUGGUUACUGAGUACAUGGAGAUGGGGUCCUUGUAUUAUUUGAUUCAUAUGAGUGGCCAGAAGAAGAAACUCAGCUGGCGCAGGAGAUUAAAGAUGCUUCGUGAUAUAUGCAGGGGGCUCAUGUGCAUACACCGAAUGAAAAUAAUCCACCGUGAUUUGAAAAGCGCAAACUGCCUCGUGAACAAGCAUUGGACAGUCAAGAUAUGCGAUUUCGGGCUCUCACGAAUAAUGACGGAUGUUCCCAUGAGAGAUUCCUCAUCUGCAGGGACUCCUGAAUCGAUGGCUCCCGAACUCAUCCGCAACGAGCCCUUCACAGAGAAAUGCGAUGUGUUUAGCCUUGGGGUGAUAAUGUGGGAGCUUUGCACAUUAAAUAGACCAUGGGAAGGUGUACCAUCAAUGCAGGUAGUUUAUGCAGUCGCCAAUGAAGGGACACGACUGGAGAUCCCUGAAGGUCCCUUGGGCAAGCUGAUUUCAGAUUGCUGGGCAGAGCCUGAUGAACGACCAAGCUGCGAGGAGAUCCUUUCCCGUUUGCUUGAUUGUGAGUACACGCUCUGCUGAUUUGGUUCAUGCUUGUAUAGAGGAGCUGUAGAGACUUUUCAAACUGUCCAUCUCCUUCAGUUGUAAAAUAGUCUUUGUAUUUGUAUUGCUAUAAACACAAAUCAUUUCUCUUUGAUGACAAAGGACAGCUCGAGUCAUAGAACUUCCUCA
Molecule: messenger RNA, 3011 nt
Organism: Magnolia sinica
Lineage: Eukaryota; Viridiplantae; Streptophyta; Magnoliopsida; Magnoliales; Magnoliaceae
Product: probable serine/threonine-protein kinase SIS8
Exons: 18
Coding region: 396-2861 (821 amino acids)
Biological process (GO): protein phosphorylation
Molecular function (GO): protein kinase activity; ATP binding
Source: RefSeq, a predicted model, not a curated record